CUUCUCUCCCGCUGGGACGAUAUCAAUAAGUCCCGUAACCACCGACUCCCAAAAACUCUAUUCCGUGCGCAGUGUAUCGAUUUAUCAUGGAGGGAUCUCCGCAUUCCAACGACCAGUACACCGUGGGAUGGGUUUGCGCCUUAAUCGACGAACUAGUAGCUGCAAUGGCGAUGCUAGAUUGCGAGCACGGAAAUCCACAAACCCUUCCCCGGGCAGACAACAACACCUAUGUCCUCGGCAGCAUAGGGCAUCAUAAGGUGGUCCUUGCGUGUCUCCCGCUUGAUGAGCAAGGGCACAUAUCGGCAGCACGGGUCGCCACCGACAUGAUACAUGCGUUCCCGCAAAUUCGCUUCGCUCUCGUCGUGGGGAUCGGUGGAGGGAUUCCUCAUUACAAUCAUGACUGCAGCAAGACUGAAGAUAUUCGGCUCGGUGACGUGGUCGUCGGCUGCAACAGCGAGACUGGCGGUAUUGUGCGCUAUGACUUCGGCAAGAGAUUGGCGGACGGCACCUUCAGGGAGACGUAUGCGCUCAAUCGCCCCCCUCGACUAUUGGCUACUGCGGUAUCGAAUCUAGAAGCACGGCGUAGGCUGGGCCAUUAUCGCCUCGGUCCGAUCGUCGACAAGGCGCUGGAGAAAUCUUCAUGUCUGCGCGACGAUGGUUACGGACCGCCAGAUCGUGCAACAGAUCAGCUAUUCCAUUCAGAAUAUGUGCACGUAUCAGAAGAUGGCACUUGCAUGAAAUGCGAUGAGGCGCAGGCAAUCCACCGGGGUGAUUCCCGGAGGGAAGGUUCCGGGCCUGCUGUUCAUUACGGAGUGAUUGCAAGUGGCAGUCAAGUCGUAAAGCAUGCUCCAACACGGGAGCAGAUCAGGCAAAAAUAUAACGCCAUUUGUGUCGAGAUGGAGGCAGCAGGCCUGAUGAAUACCUUACCUUGCCUGGUCAUCCGGGGCAUCUGUGACUAUGCCGAUUCACAUAAGAAUGAUCUGUGGCAGAAGUAUGCGGCGAUUACAGCAGCUGCGUAUGCAAAGACCUUGCUGGGAAUCAUAGGGGUGCAAGGGGUAGAGUCUCAAGAACGAGCACAAGAGGUACUGAGUAAAGUGCAAAAUACCUUGUCCAGCGUAGUUAACACUGUCGCUGAGCUCAAAGUAAUUGCAACGAAGGAUCAAAACUCAAAGAUUCUCGAGUGGUUGUCUCCAUGCAAUUUCAGCGCUCAACUACAAGAUAUCCUAAAACAACGGGAGAGGGGAACGCUUCGGUGGUUCUUGGAUUCGGACGAGUUCCAGGCCUGGCUCAAGACAGGUAAACAGACUUUGUUCUGCCCAGGCAUCCCUGGCGCUGGGAAAACGGUUGUCGCGGCUACCGUUGUCGAGCAUCUCCAUGCCAUAGCCCAACAGAACCUUACUACAGUAGAGUGCCUGCUGCUUCCGUCUCACAUCCAACAACUUCACGAUGAGUGUGCUAUCAUAGGUGUUCAGCCUCCUUUGGAGAGGAUAUCAGACGCACUAUUACAAACUGCACGGAUGUAUGAACGUGUGUACAUCAUCAUCGACGCUCUGGAUGAACUUUAUGCUAGUGAUUAUGAUGAGCAUUCGAGACUGCUGACAGAGAUGUUCAGACUCCAGCAAGAUUCACCAGUCAGCAUUUUGAUCACCUCACGAUUCAAGUCCGGUAUAAUCCCACCAAGUCACGAUAUCCAGGAGAGGGUCAUAGAGGCACACGACGAUGAUUUGGUCCAGUAUAUUAAUACUAGGCUGGAGCGUUUGCGCAUAAGGAGCAAUGUCUCCAGAGCAUCGAAUGGAAUGUUUUUGCUAGCGAGACUUCACAUGGAUCAUUUGAGAGAUAAGACUUCCGUUGGCAUGCUGAAAAAAUCUCUUUCAACACUCUCCCAAGGCAACUUUGGACUAACAGAGACCUAUCAACGAGCAAUGCUGGUCAUUCAACAUCUAGCGGAAGAUCUCCGUGCGCUCGCCAUGAAUGCUCUGUCUUGGGUCGCCUAUAGCAGGACAGCACUCUCAUCUACUGAGCUACGCCAUGCACUUGCAACUCAACCUGAAAUGUCCGACCUUGACACAGACUAUCUGUCAGAUGUCAAUCUGAUUAUAUCUUCCUGCGGCGGGUUAGUCCUGUGGGACAACGAAACAGACGUCGUACGCCUCGUUCAUUACACAUUGUCCGACUUCCUAUGUUCCCAGCAGAAUCUGCCGCAUGCUCAUAUGUAUAUCAUGACCACCUGCAUUACAUAUUUGUCUUUCAACUCGUUUGAAAUUGGACGUUGCUCAAGCAACGAUGAAUUUAAGAUGCGCCAGAAGUUUUAUCCUCUCUACCGUUACAGCGCGAAGCACUGGGGCUUUCAUGCAGCCAAUAUAUCUUCUGCAUCGAUGGGGAUUUUUUCGCCGUUUCCUGUCAAUUCGGCCGAGGCAGACUUCAUGUCCCUUUUCCAACACGACCACCUCUCUUCAAUCCCAUGUGGUAUAACGGCCGUCCAUCUUGCCGCACACUUUGGUCUCCUGGAAGUAUUGAAGUCCCUAGUGCAGGCUGGGCAUGAUGUGAACAGCCGUGACUCAAAGCACCAGACUCCUCUUACCUAUGCAGCCUUGAGAAAGCAGUGGUCAACGGUGAUAUAUCUUCUAGAUAGUCUAGGUGCCGAUUCAAGCCUGGCAGAUUCUACAACUCUUGCAGCACGCGAAGGUCAUUUGGAGUCGGUUGUCCUCCUCCUUGGAAACGGGUUCAUUCUGCAGAAUCCGAACUAUGGUAACCAAGAACUGACUCAGAUGUUGCUUACAAUGGGCGUCUCUCAUAGCAUCAAAAACGAUCGAUCUCAGACGCCACUCUUUACCGCAGCACAUGCGGGACAAUUAGCUGUGGCCAAAACGUUGCUAGAUAACGGGGCGCACACAGAGGAAGUGGAUUCCAAGGGUCGCACCCCCUUGUUCUAUGCACUCCUACUCGUUGGUGGAGCAAAUCCAGAUCCCGAAGACUAUGACAGAGAGAGACCUAUUCUUUGGGCAUCAGGGAGUGGCUAUGAUACUAUUCUCAGGUUACUUCUACAGAAAGGCGUCAGCGCCGAGUCCCGGUCGGACGGAUCGAAGUCUCCAAUCAUCUGGGCAAAAGAGGAUUCGGACACUGGUGACUACCAGGCUGUAGUUUCCCAGCUGGUCGAGUUUGGUGCUGACGUCAAUACGAAGGAUGAGACGGGAACACCCAUCGGUCAUGUAAGAGACAAAUCACUCAUUAAGCCCUCAAGAAUCUCAAUACAAUGA
Aspergillus uvarum CBS 121591 is the source of this 3257-nucleotide messenger RNA. RefSeq lists its product as uncharacterized. NCBI's taxonomy places the organism in Eukaryota, Fungi, Ascomycota, Eurotiomycetes, Eurotiales, Aspergillaceae. The transcript is spliced from 11 exons. Gene Ontology annotation, molecular function: catalytic activity; protein binding. The record is from RefSeq and is a predicted model, not a curated record. Bases 87 to 3257 code for a protein of 1056 amino acids. Gene Ontology annotation, biological process: nucleoside metabolic process.